UAAAAAAAAAACACGAAAUAAGGAUGCCCGCUAAGGAAUUACCAGUCUUCCCAGCUGUGCGUUUUUCUGCAGUAUCAGCGAUUGACCUGAGUCGCCUGAACAAGUUCAAUUGCAACAACGGCACCGCCUGCAACAACAUCAGGGGCGUCUUCAACUGCUCCAAUGGACACUGCAAGAACAUGUCGGAGUUCUUCCUGUGCCACCACAAAGCAGAUGGGCACACGAUCAAUUCCCAGAAGGACAACACCAAGCUGAAUGGAUUCUUCGAGUGUCAUGGGGUGCACUGCACCAAGAUCAAGAAGCCUUUCAGUUGCGAUCGAUACUGCUCCAAGAUAACGGCUAGAUCGACUCGUUUUCACUACGUUGCAAACUUCAGACUGAAAUCAUAUACCCUCUGCAAGGGUAUAAAAACUGAAUAAAACUCGUUUUGAAUUUGAUUUGAUCUACUAGCUUAUUAGAGCUUUCACUGCUCUCUAUGGCAUUGACAUAAUUUAUCAUAAAGUUGAAUGCUCGUAAAAAAGAUCUUCGUAAUAAAGGCAUAUUUUUAGACUGGGUCACGACAUAAAUAGAAUUGGCAUAGGUGUCUUUGAAUAUAAUUUGUGCAACAAACUAACCCAGAAUCCUUAUCGGGUCACCAACAUAAUUUACAUGUUUCGCAAGAUUUUAAUUUGGGCGUUUUCAUUUUUCAAAAUAGAUCUACAGGAUCUACGCUGCAUCAAAUUUGAUACCAUCCACUU
Molecule: messenger RNA, 737 nt
Organism: Drosophila biarmipes
Lineage: Eukaryota; Metazoa; Arthropoda; Insecta; Diptera; Drosophilidae
Exons: 3
Coding region: 24-419 (131 amino acids)
Source: RefSeq, a predicted model, not a curated record